Botrytis byssoidea is the source of this 2643-nucleotide messenger RNA. RefSeq lists its product as uncharacterized. NCBI's taxonomy places the organism in Eukaryota, Fungi, Ascomycota, Leotiomycetes, Helotiales, Sclerotiniaceae. Gene Ontology annotation, molecular function: cysteine-type endopeptidase activity; cysteine-type deubiquitinase activity. The transcript is spliced from 4 exons. The coding region runs from base 1 to 2643 and encodes 880 amino acids. Gene Ontology annotation, cellular component: cytosol; nucleus. Gene Ontology annotation, biological process: protein deubiquitination. The record is from RefSeq and is a predicted model, not a curated record.
AUGAACGGUCGUCAUCUGCCGGCAGGGCAAGGUAUGCAACAAGACCUAGGAAGACGGAGACCUUAUAGUCAUCAAGCUCAACCAUAUCCACCGGCGGCACCUCUGUACAAUGGGUACAUGCACCCGUACAACGCGAAUUAUUACCAUCCACAAACAUUGCCUCCUCAAUAUUAUAAUAAUGGCUUGACUCAACAGUAUAACCCAUACCAACACUAUGGUCGCUCGCCUCCGCCAAUGAUGACGCAUUAUACUCACCCACCACCACCUCCGCUUCAACCCCAAGCACCACCUUUCGUUCGACCUCAGCCAUCGCCUGCUAUUGCUGCCUCUCACCCGCCAGUAGUUGCGUCGUCUUACCAGCCAGCUCCCGCGCCUCCACUACCUCAAACUCCCUCGAGCUUCUCAACACAAUCGUCCAACACCCUUUCUGCAGGACCUCUCACACCCCCAACUCCACAAAUACAACCUGUUGCUCAGUCUCCACCUCCAGCUCCCAAACACUACAUACCUUUUCAGGCACCUCUGCCUUGGAUAUCACCCAACACUACUGCACCCUGGCCGACCAGACGGCGUCGGAAAAGAAAGCAGAGUCCAGAGUUGUCUACGAACCCUGUGGAGCUUCCAAGUCUAGACAAGGAGAUUGAUACUGAGUCGAAGAAGGGCGUGGAGACGUCAGAAUCAUCGUCAGAACCAAAGCCGAGCAUUGAAGAAGCUUCAGAGCCUACACCUGAAACACCUACUACUACCCAAGGUCCAUCAGAAGACACUGGAUCUACAGUGCCAACUACUCCAUCUUCUACAAAAGCCUCGUCUCUGCCUGCAGGUGGAGAAGUAACUCCUGUGGCUACAAAAUCCCAGCGAGCUACUGUCCCUGCUGUCCCUGCCGUCCCUGCCAUACGUGCCAUUACCAAAUCUCACCCAAAAAGUACACCAUCGACGAAUUCUCAAAAUGUCAAUGGCCAAGAUGUAGCUGAGGCAGAAGUGACUAAGUCCGAAGUGACAAAUGAGAAUGAUGCCAAUGGCCCUACUUCUGAAGAAGUCAAGGAAACACCUCCCCUUGUCAAAGCGUGGGCUACACCAAGAGCUUGGACUGGUCUUUUUGGUUCAUCUGGCGCUCCUACAGCUCCUACCACUGUCAAUGGUGGACAGAAUGGAUCUUCCGAAUUCGGCAAAAAUAAUUCGGAAUCACUAGCUGAAGCAUUGCGUUCAUUCAAGGCCGAAGCCAAGGACUCCAAAAUAUCAUUCCUUGAGCCUCGAGGUCUAGUGAACACUGGUAACAUGUGCUAUAUGAACUCGGUUUUACAAGUUCUUGUUUUCUGUACCCCUUUCUAUGACUUUCUUGAUCAAGUUAGUAAGAAAGCAGCGCAUAGCUUCAAGAGUCAAACACCUUUAAUUGAUGCCAUGAUCAUGUUUAUGCGGGAGUUUUCAGUUAUUGAUUCUGCAAAAUCAUCUGAGCAACUCAAAAUGAGACUUAAGGAAGGAAAACUUGAGCAAUAUGGAGAUUCUUUCACGCCAGAUUUUGUCUACGAUGUCAUGCGACGUUUACCGAGAUUUGUCACAAUGCAGAGAGGCCAUCAACAAGACGCGGAAGAAUUUCUUGGCUUUUUACUUGAAGGGCUUCAUGAUGAAUGUGUAUAUGUCAUGAAGUCAAGUGACUCGAGCAAGAAUUCGGCUGUCACCACACCCAUGAACGUACCUUCGUCUCCUAUCAGCGAUACUGCGAGCCGACGCGGAUCUGUUGACGACGUAUGGCAACAGGUUGGACCUAAACAAAAAGCUGCUAUUACCAGAUCUUCUGGAACUAUACUUACUGGUUCUCCAGUCACUAAAAUCUUUGGUGGUAGCUUGAGAUCCGAAUUGCGUGUACCAGGCUUGAAAGACUCCAUUACUCUUGAGCCAUAUCAGCCACUACAACUGGAUAUCGGUUCCCCAGAUAUCCAUAACAUCGUUGAUGCCUUGAAAGGCCUAACACAUUCAGAGGUCCUUCAUGGCGAUUUCAAGUCUCCAAAGGGUCCCAAUGUAACCGCGACAAAGCAAGUAUUCAUUGAGACAGUACCCCCUGUACUCAUCUUGCACCUGAAGCGUUUCCAAUACGACAACACUGGCGGCACACAAAAGAUUUGGAAGAAGGUUGGAUAUCCUUUGGAACUCGAAUUACCAAAGGAAGUCUUCCCAAGAACUAAGCGUAGUGUUUUUGCUCAUGAUGGCUAUCCAAAGUAUCGUCUAAUUGGCGUUGUCUAUCACCACGGUAAGAAUGCCAGCGGUGGACACUAUACUGUAGACGUCAGAAGACAAGAUGGGAAGGAGUGGAUCAGACUUGACGACACUGUCAUCAAGCGUGUAAGGAGUGAAGAUGUAGCUGAAGGAGGAAGCGAAGAAGAUCCAAAGGUUUUGGCCGCUGCUUUGGAGGCUCAUAAGAAGGAUAGUUCAUCGCCAGGAAACAUUUUUGCUUCAAUUGGAGAAGAAAAUGGAGAAACUGAAGAGGAUGGAUGGAAACAAGCCAGUGGGUCUGGAAAGAAAUGGUCAAGCGUAUUAAAUGGCGCUUCCACACCAAAGUCCAAACCUGCCACUGGAUACGGGGCUGGUAAAUCCUCACUCAUGGAUAACAAGGUCGCGUAUCUUUUGUUCUAUCAGAAAGUAUGA